CUUACUGCCCCCCACUGAACGUGACAAGAGUCCCCCAGCCGGGUCGAAUUAGUCGUUUGCCGGCAAGAAGGAGUGACCAGCAGCAUCAUGGGCUCAGUGGAGGAGUACCAGCCUCUGCUGCUUGGGCUCGACUCGCACAGCCGGAUCCCCGACCUGUCGUCGGUGGCAAUCGAGGAUUUCCUGGAGCAGCGGCCUGUGGCGGCGAGGUGGUGGCCCCGGCUUGUGGCCUGGGAGUCGAGGCUGCUCUGGCUCCUCUCCGGGUCGUCCAUCAUCGUCUCGAUAUUCAACUACAUGCUAAGCUUCGUGACCCUCAUGUUUACGGGGCACUUGGGCGCCUUGGAGCUUGCAGGGGCCUCCAUCGCCAGUGUGGGAAUUCAAGGUCUUGCUUAUGGAAUCAUGUUGGGGAUGGCUAGUGCAGUGCAAACUGUGUGCGGGCAGGCGUACGGGGCGCGAAAGUUAUCGGCGAUGGGCAUAAUAUGCCAGCGGGCCAUAGUCUUACACGUCGGGGCAGCCUUCUUGCUGACCUUCCUUUACUGGUUCUCUGGCCCUGCCCUCAAGGCGAUAGGCCAGUCUGAGAGCAUAGCCGAGCAGGGUGAGAUCUUUGCCCGGGGACUCAUACCCCAGCUCUACGCAUUCGCCAUCUCAUGCCCGGCGCAGCGCUUCCUCCAGGCACAGAACAUUGUCAACCCACUGGCCUACAUGUCCGUGGGCGUGUUCCUCGUCCACAUCCUCCUCACGUAUGUCGUGGUCUACGUGCUGAACUACGGCCUCAUCGGGGCCGCUCUCAUGCUGAGCUUUUCAUGGUGGCUCCUCGUAGUGCUGAACGGGCUCUACAUCGUACUCAGCCCGUCGUGCAAGGAGACGUGGACUGGGCUCUCGAUGCAGGCCUUCAGGGGGAUCUGGCCUUAUUUCAAGCUCACUGUUGCCUCUGCUAUCAUGCUCUGUUUGGAGAUAUGGUACAACCAAGGACUCGUGCUCAUUUCGGGACUCCUCUCGAAUCCGACGAUUUCACUAGACUCCAUCUCCAUUUGCAUGAACUACCUGAACUGGGACAUGCAAUUCAUGCUCGGGCUAAGCGCAGCUGCCAGUGUUCGAGUGAGCAACGAGCUGGGCGCAGGGCACCCGAAAGUUGCCAAGUUCUCGGUCCUGGUAGUCAAUGGGACAAGCAUCAUCAUCAGUGUGGUCUUCAGCUCGAUCAUCCUUAUAUUCCGGCUCGGGCUGAGCAAGCUCUUCACGACCGACUCUGAAGUCAUUGAAGCAGUUGUGGAUUUAACUCCUCUGCUCGCGAUCUCUAUUUUCCUGAACGGCAUUCAGCCAAUUCUCUCAGGUGUGGCAAUCGGGAGCGGGUGGCAGGCGGUGGUGGCCUACAUUAACCUCACUACCUACUAUGUCAUCGGCCUCCCCAUAGGAUGCGUCCUCGGCUUCAAAACCAGCCUCGGUGCGGCGGGGAUCUGGUGGGGUAUGAUCGUCGGAGUAUUGCUACAAACAGCAACUCUCGUUAUAUUAACUGCCAGAACAAAUUGGGACGCCGAGGUCGAAAAAGCAGCGGCUCGAUUGAAGAGAUCGGCAAACGAAGAAGCCACUUUACGCAUAGUCAAUAACAUCUGAAGCAAGAAAAGAUGGAGAAUUUGAAUUUCGAAUGUUUCAGUUUUGGAAUUUCUUUUUGUGAGCGUGUAUAAGAAUGAAGAAUUGAUCCAUAGGCUUUUUUUUUUUUUCCCCUUCUUCUUCUUUUUGGGUGAACAAAAAAAAAAUAGAGGGUUUGGAGCAGUGAAUGGUCGUACCACCGAACCCCGGCGCUUUGACCGGCAUAACUAUCCUCGCCGGAAGUAGCUGAGGUGCCAGGCUUGCUUGAACUCAUAGGCUUCUAUUACUGUGUGUAUAAAGUGAGAUCUCUUUUUUUUUUUUUUUUUCCUUUAUUCCUCCCCUUAUAACGAUUUUAUCAAAAAUCGAAAUUGUAAAUCGGUUUUAUA
Messenger RNA from Punica granatum (pomegranate), 1970 nucleotides. NCBI's taxonomy places the organism in Eukaryota, Viridiplantae, Streptophyta, Magnoliopsida, Myrtales, Lythraceae. The record is from RefSeq and is a predicted model, not a curated record.